GCUGGGAUUACAGGCGAGCCACCGCACCUGGCCCUCUGCUCGUGUCAUACACACUGGGAUUGAGGAUGUGUCUUGGAAUUGAUGAAGCAUGUGAGAAGCCGGUGAAUAACCUGCAGGGGGCAGCAGAGGCCGAUGCCAGUGACUGCACACGGGGGCGAGUAUGGAUUCUGCCAAGGAGGAAAGUGGAACUCUCCUGGAUGGUUCCUGGACAGCCGCCCUUCCCUGCAGGCGCUUCCAGCUGCUCAGAGCAGAUCCAGGAGUGUGGAAUCUGAGAUGCUGCAGCGCCCUGGAAAGCGGGAGACCCACGUGCAGGUGUACUUGAGGAGUUCUGUCCUUUCUGUGGUUGUACAUCUGGAAUCUGGGGCCGUUUUCAGGAGCAGUGUUUUGGGUUUGACAUGUAAUUUGCAUAUCUGAAGAAAAUCUGUGAAGAUCAGGUUCAGAGAAAGAACUCUUUGGGACCUCUCCUGGAGAAGAGGCUUAUGAAGUUGACGGUUUAUUUAGGUCAGAAGCUUAAAAUCACUAAGUCAGAGUUUACUGCUGAUGAAGAUGAAGGUCUGGAAGGAGGGAGCGUUUCCACGCUGUGAGGUGGGGUGAGAUGUGUGAGAAAGCCUUGGCCAUGUCUCACCCCUAAUCCCGGUCCCCAGAAGGACAACUGCUUCUCCCUCCUGGUGCAGUCGUGCCUGGCCUGGUCUGGGUUCCCCUUCCUGCUCUGAGGCCAGCAGAUCCCUCCAUUGGACAGUGAGUCUGGAAUUCCCUGCACACACUUAGGACCCUGUGCAGGACGAAGUAUGGACAGCCCAUUGAGUGAGGAAAAAGAUAAUGCCCUGUUUAAAAAUCUGGAGCAAAUUUGGCUGAAAAGAAAAUAUCCAACGACCAGGGCUCAGGGAGAUAGUUGUCCUUUAGAGAGAGGCUGUGGCUACAACCGAUCAGUGAGGCUCUGCAGGACCAGUUAUCCAGGGCUUCUGCCAUCACUCAGUUCUGAUGGGGCGGGGCCUUGCACCUUGUCCAAUCAGGAGCGCCGGGGCGGGGCCCGGCCUACCGUCCAUCCGGAAGGAGGAGAACCAUUCCGGCUUCUGCUUUAGUUGCUAUGUAGGUUGUUGGCAUCCCAGAUUUCCUGCUCCGAGAGGCGCCGGGUCCCUCUGCCACAACUUCUGUCGCUCUGUUGCCUGCGCUGUGACCUGCUCUAUUCACGGGAGCCCUAGAGAGGACCCCGGAAUACCCAGAAGCCCGGAGAUGGAUUCGGUGGCCUUUGAGGAUGUAGCUGUGAGAUUCACCCAGGAGGAGUGGGCUUUGCUGGUUCCUUCACAGAAGAAUCUCUACAGGGACGUGAUGCAGGAAACCUUCAAGAACCUGGCCUCUGUAGGAAAAACAUGGAAAGUCCAAAACAUCGAAGAUGGGUACAAAGAUUUCAGGAGAAAUCUAAGUCUUCUUAUUAGAGAGAAACACAUUGAAAGUAAAGAAAGUAAUCACUGUGGAGAAAGCUUCAAUCAGAUUGCAGAUGACAUGCUGAACAAGAAAACUCUUCCUGGAGUAACAUCAUGUGCAAGCAGUGUGUAUAGAGAAGUUGGCAUGGGUCAUUCAUCCCUUAACAGGCAUAUCAGAGAUGACACUGGACAGAAGUCUUAUGAGUAUCAGGAAUAUGAAGAGAAUCCAUAUAGAAAUAAGCAAUGUAAGCAAGUCUUCAGUUAUCUUGACUCCUUUCAAUCACAUGAUAGAGCUUGCACUAAAGAGAAACCCUAUGAUGGUAAAGAAUGUGCAGAAACCUUCAUUUCCCAUUCAUGCAUUCAAAGACACAGGGUAAGGCACAGUGGAGAUGUACCUUAUAAAUGUAAGUACUGUGGGAAAGCCUUCUAUUUUCUCAGUUUAUGCCUUAUCCAUGAACGAAUUCACAGUGGUGUGAAACCAUAUGAGUGUAAACAAUGUGGUAAAGCCUUUACUCGUUCCUCUACCCUUCAAAUACAUAAAGGAACUCACACAGGAGUGAAAGCCUACGAAUGUAAGAAAUGUGGGAACACAUUCAGUAUUCCUAGUGAAAUUUGUAGACAUAAAAGGUCUCACACUGGAGAAAAACCCUAUGAGUGUAAGCAAUGUGGGAAAGUCUUCAUUUCUUUCAGUUCCAUUCAAUAUCAUAAAAUGACUCACACUGGAGAGAAACCCUAUGAAUGUAAGCAGUGUGGGAAAGCUUUUAGAUGUGGCUCACACCUUCAAAAGCAUGGAAGGAGUCACACUGGAGAGAAACCCUAUGAAUGUAGACAAUGUGGUAAAGCCUUCAGAUGUACCUCGGACCUUCAACGGCAUGGAAAGACACACACUGAAGAUAAACCCUAUGGUUGUAAGCAGUGUGGGAAAGGCUUUCGAUGUGCCUCACAACUUCAAAUGCAUGAAAGGACACACGGUGGAGAGAAACCCCAUGAAUGUAAGGAAUGUGGAAAAGUAUUCAAGUAUUUUUCUUCCUUGCGUAUACAUGAAAGGAUGCACACUGGAGAGAAUCCCCAUGAAUGUAAGCAGUGUGGAAAAGCAUUCAGGUAUUUCUCUUCCUUGCAUAUACAUGAAAGGACACACACUGGAGAUAAGCCAUAUGAGUGUAAGGUAUGUGGCAAAGCCUUCACUUGUUCCAGUUCCAUUCGAUAUCAUGAAAGGACUCACACUGGAGAGAAACCCUAUGAAUGUAAGCACUGUGGUAAGGCCUUUAUUUCCAAUUACAUUCGAUAUCAUGAAAGGACUCACACUGGAGAGAAACCCUAUCAAUGCAAGCAAUGUGGCAAAGCCUUUAUUCGUGCCAGUUCAUGUCGAGAACAUGAAAGAACUCAUACCAUUAAUGUAUGAGAAAUCCUAUUAGUGGAAGAAAUGGGAGCUUUCUGUUGUCCCACUUCCUUUGAAAGAUGAGAAGAGAGAGUGGUGAAAGAACUUCUGGAUAAUUGCCUUUUGAGUUGAGAGACCUGAAAAAGGACAAUAAAAUCCAGAAGGACUUGGAUGGUUUUGUAAUAUAAUUCACCUAUAGCCAAUCUUGUAUGAGAUUUCAAAGGCACAGAAAAGGAAGGCAUCAGUCACAUAAAGGCAUCACACAGGGAGAGAGGUAUGUGGCUACCUGCUUCCAGACCAUUUUCCUGAUUGUUAAUGGAGAGUAUCCCCCAAAUCACUUGUCUCCAUUCCUCAGAGUUGUAGGUCUCCAGAGAUGUCCCCAGGUGCUCCACAUUGAAGAUACAUGCCUACUUUGCUAUUUCUUCAGAAAUUUUUAAAUGUUUACCAGAGAACUAAUAAAUCUGUUAUGGCUGGAAA
Cebus imitator (Panamanian white-faced capuchin) is the source of this 3279-nucleotide messenger RNA. RefSeq names its product zinc finger protein 20. The transcript has 4 exons. Gene Ontology annotation, biological process: regulation of transcription by RNA polymerase II. Gene Ontology annotation, molecular function: DNA-binding transcription factor activity, RNA polymerase II-specific; RNA polymerase II transcription regulatory region sequence-specific DNA binding. The record is from RefSeq and is a predicted model, not a curated record. Gene Ontology annotation, cellular component: nucleus. Bases 982 to 2826 code for a protein of 614 amino acids. NCBI's taxonomy places the organism in Eukaryota, Metazoa, Chordata, Mammalia, Primates, Cebidae.